Anarrhichthys ocellatus (wolf-eel) is the source of this 2895-nucleotide messenger RNA. RefSeq names its product protein phosphatase 1, regulatory (inhibitor) subunit 1B (gene ppp1r1b). The record is from RefSeq and is a predicted model, not a curated record. NCBI's taxonomy places the organism in Eukaryota, Metazoa, Chordata, Actinopteri, Perciformes, Anarhichadidae. Bases 315 to 899 code for a protein of 194 amino acids. Gene Ontology annotation, cellular component: cytoplasm. The transcript is spliced from 5 exons. Gene Ontology annotation, molecular function: protein phosphatase inhibitor activity. Gene Ontology annotation, biological process: intracellular signal transduction.
ACGUGCUUCAUUCACUUCAGCUGCACAGGUUGUAAAGGAAGGGGAGAAAGAGGGAGAACAGGAGAGGUAGAGGAGAAUACUAGCAACUGCUGGUGAGGGAAAGAGGACAGGAGGUUAUCAAGAGAGAUUGUGUUCAGUUUAGUGUUUUUCUAAGUGAAGGAGGGCAUCAGGGUGUGAAGGAGUGAGGCAGGAGAGAGGAGACAAGUCGUCAGGAGUGGGGCUACCCAGCAGUGGGAGGUUCCUCCAGGGAGGUUAUAGUGAUCUUCAGCAAGACCUCUCCUCCACUGGGAGUUAGACACCCAGGAUCCAGAGCCAUGGAUCCCUCUGUGUCGACCGAAGUUGAGGGGGAGCCCAAGGAGAGGAAGAAGAUCCAUUUUGCUAUGCCGACCACUGUCCCCACCAAUCUGGACCCUCGGCAAGUGGAGAUGAUCCGACGCAGGAGGCCAACCCCUGCCACACUGUUUAGAGUAGCCGACCAAUCAUCUCCUGACGAUGAUCAGUCCACCCAUCAGGUAAAGUGGGUCGUAGGAGAGAACGGAGUGCUCAAACCAAAACGUGUCAAUCCAAACGUGUAUCAGCCUCCAUCACUCAAAGCCGUGCAGAAGAUGGCCGAAGCACAAAUGCAGCACCUAGGUAUCUACCCCCCUUUGGAAGACCCUUGUGAAGGGGAGGAGGAUGGGGACCACUGGCAGGGAGAGGAGGGAGAGGACACAUCUCCCACCAAAGCUGCUGACCACCAAGAGACGGCGACCACUGAGCAGUCAGUCAAGUUUUCCAGCGUGAGAGAGACGGCCAAGCAGAUCCAAGCAGCACCGGAGGAGGAGGAGGAGGAGGAAGAGGAGGAAGAGGGGGCCAGAAUCAAAGAAACAACAGUGGAGAACAGUAGGGGCAGUAACUGAGAGAGAGAGAGAGACAGAGAGAGGCUGGGUUGGGUAAACUGGGGAGAGUGAAGGUGUUUUGUCAAGUGGUUUAAAUCUAAAGAACUCAGAAGAGGCGAGCUAACAGGUUUGUGCUGCUCUGUGGAUGUGUGAAGACGAGUGAGGAUGAGAAAGAUACUUCCAUUGAGAGUGAGCAAAGAUCUCUCUACUACUUCACCUCUAUUGAAGGUAACGGUGGAUUAAAGAGAGAACAGAGAGGCAGUUUGUGUGUCAGGAGUCAGCCCGUAUGAGCAGGUGAGGAAUGAUCUACAGACGCCACUUUGGCCCUGAUGUCCCUUUGUACUGAGAGCGAAGGGGCCAACGAGGUCAACAUGACCAAAUACCCUGUAAGACCAGUCCUCCCUCUACCUUAAUGCUUCUGCACAGAGCUAAAUGUUCCUUUAAAGAGGGUGAUAGUUCCACAAUAAUCAUACUCGCACACAUAUAAACUCUCUUGGACACAUUAAUCAACCUUUUCUAAAGUACUUGAAAGUCUUUAAAUGUGUGCGAUACAUUCUACACUUUAUUUUGAAACAUCUCCGUUCUGAUUUGCAGCAUAUUCAAUGUUGAGAUUAAAUGUACAUGCACUGCCAUCUCGUGGCAGAAGUUUGAUCAAAAAAUUUAAAGUGAUACUCCAACCAAUCAAGAACUUAAAAUUGUAAUCCUUAAUAUUUUCAUGGAGUGAAAUCCAGUGUAAUGCUUGUUAUGGUCAACAAUGUUUCAAUGUAUUCAGAUUCUGUAAUCGUCUCUCUAUAUGGCAGUUCUCAGUGUUCGUGGCGGAGUCCGCCUCUCUCAUGAGGGAUUCAAAAUACCUAAAAACAAAGGAUGCACAGGAAACAUUGCUGCGUGUAAUCCUGGAUUACUGUUUUUUGAAUUUGUCUCAUUGAUAUCAGCCUAACUGUUUACUGUCCACUCUCCUAACACUGUAUCAGAGUUGUGUUAAGUUACCACACACUGAAGUCUUAUGGAUUAUAGCUUUAACCUCUUGAUUGCUUGAGGGAGAACUGCAGACGUAGUCGACUUUAAUUAAUUAAUUAAUUUCAUCAAAGCAUCCAAAAGUGUAAAAACACCCACAGAAACUUGUCAGACCAUUUCUGUAUCAUAAUCUGCUUCUACUCUGCCUGUUAGUUACAUCUUCCAAAAGUGAAUCUAUGAUAAAAAGAUAGACACCAGUAAUAUUUGGAGUAUCACUUUAGAUAAGACUCAGUAAUAAGAACCAAAAAGUUUUUGUCUAUAAUUUUGUUGAAUCCAUGAGUAAGUGAGUAUAUGUAUGUGGUUAUUUCAUACCACAGUAUGCUUACAAAGAAAUCUUUAAAGGGCAAAGCUACCUCUAAUUAGUUUAAAACACCCAACCGUUGCCUCCAUGCAUCAGACAUUUAAACUGGAUUCAUUGUGAACUUACACCAUGUUAAGGAAUCAAAAAAUGUGAUUUAAAAUCCAAUACUGUUGAUUUAUUAGUGCUCAUGCAUUCCCUUUUGUAUGUUGACAAUUUUCUAUUGUCCUCUUUUUGACUGUGCAUCAUGGAUAUGUUGUAAGAGCUAUUUUUCUAAUCUAAUGUCCAGUGUUUGAGUAGCUGAGCGCUGUCAAUGUUUCUACUGUCUACGGUUACUGACUGACAUUUGAGCAAAAUGGUCACUGCACAAACUUGCUGUUUUUAUCAUCUGGGCUGCAGUUUGUACAUAAAAACUGUGUUAAACUUUGACCCCUGACCUGCCCAAAUAGUGGGAUGACUGGACGUGACUCUGCGGCCGAUGGCGUCAUCUCUCCUCCGCUCUCUGUUCACCUCCGCUUUCCACCCCGGUCAGAAGAAAACAACCAAGACAUGUAUGAACUCUAAUGCUUAGGCUGUCUUUAUUUUUAUUUCAUUUUUCUCUAUUCUCUUGUUUCUCAAUGUAAUGUAGUUGUUUUAAAGUGAGCAACAAUAUGAUAUCAAAAUAAACAGUUUUUCCUUUUCUCCUUUAAACUGAUCCGAACGUAA